UGUAACAAGUGAAUUAGCUUCGGGUAGCAGUUGGGAAGUAUUGGCAAAUAACAGUAUUGGGAGUGAUCAUCUUCCGAUUAUAAUCAAGUUUGAUAUAAGUAAUGUGGUUGAGCUAGAUGGUAUCAUGAGAUGGACCUUUUCUAAAGCAAAUUGGGAGAUGUUUGCUAAAUUGUGUGAUAAAGAAUUUGAUCAGAUUGAUAUGGCAGGAAGUAUUGAUGAAAUAAAUGAACAAUUUACUUCAAAUAUAAUUAAAAGCGCUAAUCAAACUAUUGGGAAUAAAACUGGUAACCUUAGUAAAUGUGUUAAGAUGGUACCGUGGUGGAACAAAGAAUGUAAUGAUGCAAUUCGAAACAAAAUCAGGCUGUUUGGAAAGCUAAGAAAGACACAUUCAUUACACAAUUUAUUAGAAUAUAAAAAGGCACAGGCUCAGGUAAGGAACAUUGUUAAAAGAGCAAAAAGGGAGUGUUGGAGAGGAUUCUGUUCAAGUAUUGGGAGAACUACACCAUUAGAUAAAGUAUGGGGAAUGGUUAAGAAGAUGAGGGGAAUAAGACAGCAGAGUAACCUGCCAGUGUUAGAGAAUGGAGGGGAAAUUGCCACCGGUGCUAUGGAAAAGGCAGAAAUUCUAGCUAAGAAUUUUGUCAAAGUUCAUUCUUCGGAAAAUUUGACAGAAGAAGGUAAGAUCAGGAGGCAGGAAGUGUUAGAUGAACAUCCUAAUGUAUAUGAAGAUAGACAUUCGUUGCAGAGUGUUGUAAAUAUACCUUUUUCUAUUCAAGAGGUGAGAAGAGCAUUAAGUAAGUGUAAAAUGACUGCUCCUGGGAAAGAUAAUGUAUGCUAUAUAAUGUUGACCAAAUUAAGUGAUUUUGCAUUAGAAAAGCUGCUGGAGAUGUACAAUAAGAUUUUGGAGAAAAGGAAGCUGCCAAUAAUAUGGAAAGAGUCUGUCAUUAUUCCUAUUAGAAAACCUGGGAAAGAUCCAACCAGUCCAGGCAGUUAUAGACCUAUAGCUCUGACAUCGCACUUGUGUAAAGUUAUGGAAAGAAUGAUAACAGAAAGGCUGACAUACUACAUUGAGAAAAAUGAACUAAUGACUCCUUAUCAGAGUGGGUUUAGAAGAGGGCGGAGUACUUUAGAUCCAUUGCUGUGCCUGGAGUCUGAAGUCAGGAAAGCACAAGCGAAUAAGGAGUGUGUUGUAGCUGUAUUCUUUGAUGUGGAAAAAGCUUACGAUAUGAUGUGGAAGGAAGGAUUAUUAAUAAAACUGGACAUUAUGGGUCUGGGAGGUAAUGUAUAUAAUUGGAUUAUGGAUUUUUUGUUUGGCCGUGCCAUCAGAGUCCGAGUUGGCAAUUCAUAUUCUCGAAGGCAUGACGUUGAAAAUGGAACCCCGCAGGGGUGUGUAAUUAGUCCCCUUUUGUUUUCUAUCAUGAUAAAUGAUAUAUACACACAAAUAGGAUCUGAUAUUGGUAAGUCACUUUUUGCAGAUGAUGGAGCUAUUUGGAAAAGGGGCAGAAAUGUAAAAUAUAUUGUAGCUAAGAUUCAGGAAGCCAUUACGGAAAUUGAAAGCUGGUCUCUGACAUGGGGGUUUAGAUUGUCGGUGGAAAAAACUGAAACUUUAUUUUUUACGAGGAAAAGGAUAAGUGAGGAGGUUAGGUUAAAACUUUAUGGACAAGAUCUAAAGAAAGUGAAGACAUUUAAAUUUCUGGGAAUAUGGUUGGACGAGAGAGUCACAUGGAGUACGCACAUUGAUCAAGUAGUGGAUAAAUGUAAAAGGGUUUUAAAUGUUAUGAGGUGCUUGGCAGGCACUAAGUGGGGGGCUGAUAAAGCUGCUUUGAGGAACGUAUACACAGCCUUAAUUAGAUCAGCCAUAGAAUACGGACUAAUAGUGUAUGGUUCAGCUGCAUAUUCUUCUCUUCAAAAAUUAGAUAGAGUCCAGGCACAAGCACUAAGGAUAUGCUGUGGGGCAGUCAGAUCUACACCAGUGUCUGCACUUCAGGUAGAGGUCGGAGAAAUACCAAUUUCUUUGAGGAGAAAACAGUUAAUUGUUCAUUACUGGGCAAAUCUUCAGGGCCAUAAAGAUACUCACCCUACCAAACAAACUGUACAAACAAGUUGGGAAAGUAACAAAAUAAAAAAAGAAAGUUUUUGUGUUUGUGUUUCGGAAAUAUGUAAGGAAUUCAAAGUUAAAGAAUGGAGUAUUAGUCCGACGGUGGUGUUAUCAGCUGUUCCACCAUGGUUGCUGCCUCAACCUAUAGUCGAUUUAUCACUAUUGAAACGGUUACAUUCAAUGAAAAACAAAAUCAAUGUACAGGCUUAUGUGAACACUGUUCUACAUGAACAAUAUGGGCAGUUUAUACAAAUAUUUACUGAUGGAUCCAAAAAUCCAGAAAAUGGUCUAACUAGUUGUGCAUUUUAUGUUCCUGAAUUAAAAGUAAAAGUGGGAAAGCGUACGAGUGAUCACAUUGCAGUAUAUACAGUAGAGAUGAUGGCUAUCUCACUAGCACUUCAGUGGGUAGAGGAAACACAGCCAAUGCGAGUGGUCAUUUGCUCUGACUCCAGUGCAGCUCUGGAGAGCAUAAACAACUUCUCUUCAGAAUGUCGUCAGGAUAUUUUACAUGAAAUUUUACACAUCAUGUUUAGGUUAGUUCAUCUGGGAAUUGUUGUUCAAUUUGUGUGGGUUCCAGCGCAUGUGGGUAUUAGAGGGAAUGAAGUAGUGGAUCAACUGGCAAAAUGUGGUUUGAAAGCAAACCAGAUUGAUAUUAUGGUACCCAUCAGUCGAUCAGAAGUCAAAUCUACAAAGGGAAGUAGGAACAGGAAGCACUUGGGGGAGUAGUAGAAGAGAACAGAGCAUUAACAGCAGGAUAAAAUUGGGACACUCUGGAUUAAACUCAUCACUGCAUCUGAUUGGGAAACAUCCAAAUGGCAAUUGUGAUGGUUGCCAACAACCAGAGACAAUACAGCAUGUAUUUUUUAGCUGCCUGGAAUAUACAAGGCAAAGACUCAUUCUGAAAACUGCACUGGAACAACUCAACGUCAAGGACAUGGAUUUCAAAUCAAUAUAUGAAAGUAAAUCAAGAAAUGAAGCAAACAAGCUGAUCUUCAAAUUCCUCAAAAGCACUGGUUUGAGGACAAGGAUUUAAUAUGAACAUUUAAUAACUCAACAGUAGGUGGCGAUAUAUGCUCCAAGUGGAAGCGAUUCACCAUUAAAGAGAAGAAGAAGAAGAUGCGGCCCAGAACCAACUCCCGAGUGGCCCAGCUAGCCUCCUGUAGCCAAAUUCCUACAC
Messenger RNA from Gymnodraco acuticeps, 3272 nucleotides. RefSeq names its product probable RNA-directed DNA polymerase from transposon BS. Lineage: Eukaryota; Metazoa; Chordata; Actinopteri; Perciformes; Bathydraconidae. The record is from RefSeq and is a predicted model, not a curated record. The transcript is spliced from 2 exons. Bases 125 to 2821 code for a protein of 898 amino acids. Gene Ontology annotation, molecular function: RNA-DNA hybrid ribonuclease activity; nucleic acid binding.